Molecule: messenger RNA, 890 nt
Organism: Medicago truncatula (barrel medic)
Lineage: Eukaryota; Viridiplantae; Streptophyta; Magnoliopsida; Fabales; Fabaceae
Product: transcription initiation factor TFIID subunit 10
Exons: 8
Coding region: 195-614 (139 amino acids)
Biological process (GO): transcription initiation at RNA polymerase II promoter
Cellular component (GO): transcription factor TFIID complex; SAGA complex; nucleus
Molecular function (GO): RNA polymerase II general transcription initiation factor activity; promoter-specific chromatin binding
Source: RefSeq, a predicted model, not a curated record
UUGAUCCGAUUCAUUUGAGAUGCCCGACGGAAAACCCAUUAUAUAAAAACAAAAUCACAUUUCAGGAACACACGAGAACCCGAUCCGGUUUAGUAUUCGCCACCGUCUCCGCCUCUUUCUCCGCCUUCAAUCGUGUCUCCGCCUGUUUUCACUUUUCUGGAGCAGUGAGUAAGUGGAUAGCGAUUGACCAGAAGAUGAAUCAGAAUCAGCCACAAUCAAGUUCAAGCGAAGGAAGGGCAGAUGAUGAUUCUGCACUCUCCGAUUUCCUAGCUUCCUUAGUUGAUUAUACUCCUACUAUACCUGAUGAGUUGGUGGAGCAUUACUUGGCCAAGAGUGGCUUUCAAUGUCCUGAUGUGAGAUUGACUAGAUUGGUAGCUGUUGCCACUCAGAAAUUUGUUGCAGAGGUCGCAGGCGAUGCCCUCCAGCACUGCAAAGCAAGGCAAGCAACAAUUCCAAAAGACAAAAGGGACAGACAACAGAAGGAUAGGCGCCUUGUCUUGACGAUGGAAGAUCUAUCGAAGGCACUGCGUGAGUAUGGCGUGAAUAUAAGGCACCAAGAAUAUUUUGCUGAUAGCCCUUCGACUGGAAUGGACCCUGCCACUCGAGAUGAAUGAGAGUGAAAUAUUGGCUUUAAAGUACAACUAAUAGAGUGGUUUUAAUGAUGUGCCAACUAUAACGAUGUCUUCUGGAAGCUGCCUGAUCACUGCAAUUGUAAUAACAAUAUACUUGUCUGUCAAAAAAAAUAUAUGUACUUGUAUAAUGUUUCUUUUUCCUUCUUAACUAAUGUUGUUAGUUUGUUUUUUGGCUCUAAACUUUCGCUUGAUAUGGGACCAGUGAUGUGUAUCAUAUUCUUUGAGUUGGAAAUUUAAAAGUGGAUUUUUUGGGAACAA